This is a messenger RNA of Plasmodium relictum, 4617 nucleotides long. Its product is annotated as phospholipid-transporting ATPase, putative. Gene Ontology annotation, cellular component: trans-Golgi network; endosome; plasma membrane. The record is from RefSeq and is a predicted model, not a curated record. Lineage: Eukaryota; Apicomplexa; Aconoidasida; Haemosporida; Plasmodiidae. Bases 1 to 4617 code for a protein of 1538 amino acids. Gene Ontology annotation, molecular function: ATPase-coupled intramembrane lipid carrier activity; ATP binding; ATP hydrolysis activity. Gene Ontology annotation, biological process: endocytosis; retrograde vesicle-mediated transport, Golgi to endoplasmic reticulum; phospholipid translocation. The transcript is spliced from 7 exons.
AUGGUUGAUGAUGAAGAAUUAAGAAAACUACGUUUUAUUUUGAGUAGAAAAAAAGGAAAAAUUAGUUAUUAUUUAUCAUAUAUAUUUUAUAAAAUUUUUAGCUAUAUUUAUAAUAAAAAAAACAAAAAAAGGGAGAGGUACAUAAAUAUAAAUGGAAGAACAUUUCCGAAUUUUUUUUGUGAUAAUAAAAUAAGAAGCACAAAAUAUUCUAUUUUAACAUUUAUUCCAUUAUUUUUGUUUUACCAGUUCUCUGACUUUUUAAAUUUAUUCUAUUUAUGUGUUUCUCUUUUACAAAUAAUACCAAUUUUUAAUACAGGUUACGUAUUUACAUUUGUUGCACCACUUAUAUUUAUUAUUUUAAUUAGUUUAAUAAAUGAAGUGGUAGAUGACUUAAAAAGAUUUAUAAAAGAUUUAGAAAAUAAUAAUGAAGUCUAUUAUACACUUGUUCAAAAUGGAAAUUUAGAAAGAAUAUACUCAAAAGAUAUAAAGGUUGGUGAUAUUAUUUUAAUUAAAUCAAAACAAAAGGUUCCGGCUGAUUGUAUUUUAUUAAAGAAUUUAAAUAAAAAUGAAGAAUACACAUUUAAAAACGAAGAGAAAAAAUUAUUUUGUAACAUAAAAUUAAAUAAAAGAACAAAUAUAUAUAACAAAAUUAAUAAAAGUUAUUACCAUUUUAAUAAAAAUAUCGAUAAUGAAUUAAUUGAUGAAAGAUAUAAUGAGGCAAAUAAUAAUUACAGCGAAACAAGUAAUAAUCUAUUAUUUAGUGAAAAUGAAAAAUCUCAAAAAGAAACAAAGCAAAAUACAUAUCUUGUUAAUGAUGAAAAUGAGUCUAACCAUAAGAAUGACAAUAAUAAUUUAAAAUUUAAGAAUAAUUUCCAUAUUAAAAAGAAACAAAAGAGAAAAAUAAAAUUUAAAAAAAAUUCAAAUAAGAAAAAUAAUAAUAAAUCUUCAAAUGAGGCAGCAAAUUAUACUUAUGUGAAAACAGAUAAAAUUGAUGGAGAAACAGAUUGGAAAAUUAAAUACCCUAUUAGUAUAUUUCAAAAUUUAAAAAAAUUAAAGGAUUUUUUCUCUGUUGAUAUAUUAUUUAUUUUAGAACAACCAAAAAAUGAUAUUUACAAUAUUGAAGGAUCUUAUGUUAUAUUUAAAUAUGAUCCUUAUAAUGAAUUUAAAACUAUUGAAAAUAAUGGAAAUAUUUUAAAUAAUAAUCACAUUCUAAAUUAUUCUUUUGAUUUGGUAAAAGAUGAAGAAGAAGAAUAUGAUGAAGAUGAAGAAUAUGAAGAUGAAGAAUAUGAAGAUGAAGAUGAUGAAAAUUGUGAAUAUAAUGAAGAUAAUAUGUAUGAUUAUGAAGAAAAUAAAGAAAUAGAAGCUGAAAAAAAAAAAAUGCUGGAGAAAGGAUAUAUUAAUUUAGAAAAAACAAAAGUAAAUGAUAUAGAUCAUAUUUGUAAUAAAAAAGAAAAAAAAAAUAAAGAAAUAAUAAAGUUUACAGAUGUAGAAAAUGGAGUUAAUAGAAAUCGAGAACUAGAAUGUUUUAAUGCAAUAAGUAAAAAAAAAAAUGAUAUAUAUGAAAAUCAAGGAAAUAUGUGCACUGUUUAUAACAGUAAAGAUAAUUUUAAUUUUUAUAAUAUAAAUUUUAGAAAAAAAUUAAAUUAUGACAACUUUAUACUAUUCAAUUCAGUUAUAACUAGUUCUGAUGUUAUAUGUUUAGUGAUAUACACAGGAAGUGAUACAAGAGUAAAUAUGAGUACUCAAAUUAGCAAAAUUAAAAGAGGAAUGAUUGAUAAAAAAUUAAAUUUAAUAACUCUUUUUCUUUUUAUCAUAUUAACAAUCUUUUCUAUGUAUAUGUGUUCUAUUAAACUAAAUAAUUUAUGGUAUUUAAAUUUUAUUCGUUUUGUUUUAUUAUUUUCAUCAGUAAUUCCAAUAUCUUUAAGUGUUAAUUUAAAUAUAGCAAAAAUAUAUUAUACAUUACUUAUCCAGAGAGACAAAGAAAUAGAAACUACCAUAAUAAAAAAUAAUUCUAUUAUUGAAAAUUUUGGUGAUAUUGAUUACAUUUUUACUGAUAAAACAGGAACAUUAACUGAAAAUGUUAUGAUAUUAAAAGUUAUACAUAUAGGGCUUGAUGUUAUAUAUGAAGAAAAUGAUAAAAAUAUUUUACAUGGUAACAUGGAUAAUAAAACAAAGGGAAUAUAUACGAAAAGUAUUCUCUCAUACAAUUUAGAUGUUCUUAAUGAUGAAGAAGAUAUUGAUUGUCCAUCGUUAUAUUUAUCAUCGAAUUUUUCAAAACAUGAUAAUCUAAAUAAAAGUCAUAAUAAUGAACUUAUUUCUAUUAAUUAUGAAUCAAAAGAUAAAAAUAAAAAUAUAACAAAAUUAUAUCAAUUAAGUAAGGAUAUUAAUAAAAUUAAUAUUGGAGAUAUAGAAAAUGAAAAUAAUAGUGAUCAUGGUAAAGCAAAUUACGCAGAAAUUAAUUAUCAUAAUGUAAAUUUAAAAUUUUUAAAACAAAAUAAUUUUGAAUUAAAUCAAACUAAUGAAAAAAAAAGAAACGAUUUAUUAAAUAAUAGUACUUUUAAAUUUAAUAAAAAAAAGAAAGUAGAAAAAAUGGUUGAUGAAUUUUUAAAGUCUAAAUUGGAAUUUUUAGAUUAUUAUGAUGAUAAUAUUGAAGAUAUGGAAUUUUUGAAGAGGCACAAAGUGUUUCAAACUUUUCUAUCAUUUCUUAUAUGCAAUAACAUAAGAACAUUAACAAAAGAAAAUAACAAUAAAGAAAAAGAAGAAUUAAAAAAAAAAAAAGAAAAGAAGGAUAAAGAUUUUCAGAAAAAUCUUUAUUAUAUAUUAAACGUUAAUCGGAAAAAUAAAAAUGAGUUGAAAAUGACAAAAAAGGAUACAAGUAUAAAAAGUGCACAUCAAGGAAAAAGUAAUUUUGCAUCAAAUAGUUCUGAAAAUUCAGAAACUUUUUCUCAUUCAGAUGUAAGUUAUCAAUGUUCUUCACCUGAUGAAUUAGCAUUUUUAAAAUAUGCCACCAAUUGCGGUUUUGUUUUAAAAAAGAAAACAGCUAAUAGAAUAGAAAUUAAAUAUAAAAAUGUUAUAUUGGAAUAUGAAAUAUUAUUGCAUAUUCCUUUUUCAUCAGAAACAAAGAGGAUGAGUAUUUUUGUAAGAAAUAUGAAAAGUAGGAACAUCUAUUUCUUCAUUAAAGGUGCAGAUAAUAUUCUAAUUAAAAAAUGCCAUGAAAAAUAUAAAACUUUUAUAUAUGAGGAAAGUGAUCAUCUGUCAAAUUUAGGUUUAAGAGUUUUAGUUCAUGGCAUUUUAAAUAUAGAAGAACAAUUUUUUCAAAAUUUUUUUAAUUUAUAUAAUAAGAAUAAAGAUAUUAAAGGAAAAAUGGAAAGUAUAUUAGAAUAUGUAGAACAAAAUAUUAAAGUUUUAGCUAUAACAGGUGUUGAAGAUAAAUUACAAAAGGGAGUUGGAAAAACUAUUGAAAUGCUUUACAAUAGCGGUAUAAAAGUUUGGGUUUUAACAGGAGAUAAAAUAGAAACAGCAAUAUGUGCUUGCAAAAAUGCUAAUAUUAAAAAAAAAAAAAAUAAUAUCUAUAUCUUUAGGCAUGAAAAUAUAAAUAGCACUUCAAGUUUAAUAAGAGAAUUUAACUCCAUUUUAAGUAAUAUAGAAUCUUAUGUUUUGUUUUUUGAUAACAUUAUUAUACAAAAUUGCAUCAAAUAUAUUCCCAACGCUUUCGUAGAUUUUGCAGCUAAUGCUCGUGCAGUUUGUUGUAGAUGUAGUCCUAUAGAAAAAAAAGAAAUUGCUGUUUUAAUAAAAACUAUUAAAAAAAAAAAAAUUUUAUGUAUAGGUGAUGGAGGUAACGAUGUCGCUAUGAUCCAAUCAGCUGAUAUAGGAAUUGGCGUUUUGGGAAAAGAAGGAAAACAAGUAGUUCAUGAUAGUGAUAUUAUUGUUUCAAAAUUUAAAAAUAUAAAAAAAUUAAUUCUCUAUUACGGAAAUAAUACUUUUUUACAAACUUCCUCUUUAUGUUCCUUUUUAAUACAUAGAGGAUUCGUUUUAACUUAUUUGCAAUUUAUUUAUAGUUAUAUAUUUUUUGGUAUUCCUGUUUCUAUUUUUCAAGGCUGGUUACAAAUUGGUUAUACAACAUAUUAUACAACAGCACCAUUUUUGUCAUUAUUACUAGAUAUAAAGAUAAAAAAAAAUUUAAUAUAUCUAUAUCCUGAAAUAUAUAAAAAUAAAAAACAUAAAAGGAAAUUAGAUUUAAAGUCUUUUUUUAUUAUUGUAUGGAUAUCUAUUUUUCAAGGGACUGUUGUUAUGUUAGGAGCUCUGAAGUUAUUUAAUGAUAGUUAUAGUAAUCUUAUAAAUAUAUCUUUUUCUUCUUUAAUAGUUUUAGAAAUAAUGAAUAUACAUCUGGAAGUGGAGUCAUGGCAUCCAUUAAUGAUAUCUGCCAAUAUUUGUUCUUUCAUCGUUUAUAUUUUUUCAAUGUUUAUAUUGAGAAAUUAUUUUGAUAUAAUGCAAAUAAUGUCUGUUAUGUUUUGGUACAAAGUGAUUUUAAUUGUCCUUUUUGCUUGGUUACCCUUUUAUAUAAUUAAAAAAAUAAAAAAUAUUAUAACUCCAUCACAGUUUUUUAAACUUGCAUAA